ACACACACACACACACACACACACAGGGAGCUGCAGAGAUCCGGGAGCCGCUGCUCACCGUGAACAAGGAAGCGGGAGAAAGUAUCCGGAGUUUGGGCUUAGAGCAGGUCGCUGCCGGUCUGUUUCUGGAGCAGUAGACACAUUUCAGAUUUACUUUAACAGGUUGUUUAACUUCUCUGCUCAAAAACGGAAGACAGUCAUCGACAGAGAGUCUAAAGGAAACCGGGUUUUAUUUCCUCUUCAGAAGAUGGCCUCCAGUGACUCUCGGCUCCAGCAGCAGCCCUCUCAGAAGGAUGCGGCCGACCAGAACUUCGACUACAUGUUCAAGCUGCUGAUAAUCGGCAACAGCAGCGUGGGAAAAACCUCCUUCUUGUUCCGCUACGCAGACGACUCCUUCACCUCCGCCUUCGUCAGCACCGUGGGCAUCGACUUCAAGGUCAAGACCGUCUUCCGCAACGACAAGAGGAUCAAGCUGCAGAUCUGGGACACAGCGGGUCAGGAGCGUUACCGUACGAUCACCACAGCGUACUACAGAGGAGCGAUGGGCUUCCUGCUCAUGUACGACAUCACAAACCAGGACUCCUUCAACGCUGUGCAGGACUGGGCGACGCAGAUCAAGACGUACUCGUGGGACAACGCUCAGGUGAUUCUGGUCGGAAACAAGUGCGACCUGGAGGACGACAGGAUCGUCCCAACAGAGGACAGCCAGAGACUGGCAGAGGAACUAGGUUUCCAGUUUUUCGAGGCCAGCGCGAAGGACAACAUCAACGUGAAGCAGGUGUUCGAGCGCCUGGUGGACGUCAUCUGUGAGAAGAUGAACGAGAGCAUGGAGGGAGACAUCAACCUGGUGACCAACCACAGGAACCAGGCCCUUAAAGACUCGCCUUCAGAGAGCCACGGGGGCUGCGCUUGUUAAGGCAUCUUCCCCCUAUCAGCUCCUCCAACACACACACACACACACAUAACAUACAGUACAUUAAGACCUACCUUUUCUGUGCCUCAAACAUGUGAAGUGCCGCACCUCUUCCUCUCUCUUUGUCUACACAGCGCAGCAAGAAACCAAAGGAUAUCUAUCUGAGAUAAUCUUCAACAAGAAGUCCCGUCUUUCAGUCUUUUACCUUAAAGAGGCCCGCUUUCUGCCUCUGUUUUCCAACCAUCAGCGCAGUGGUGAGCUGAUAGUCAUUAUAGCCUUCACUGUCCACCCCCUAAAACAACUGCCUUGACCACCGCUGUACAUUAGUGGCUUUUUUUUUUUGAUUCAAAUAUCAGUCCAGCUAGUGAUGCCAAACAGCGUAUGGUUGAAGCUACUUAGGGCAUUCAUUGUUUAGUUAGAGAUUCAUCCAGCGUGUGCAUGUGCUUAGCCUUCAGUUGUGUACAGCCAUCUUAAAAUGUUGAAUGUCUCAAACAGGUCAAUAAGGCUUAAAGGUUAAAUAUUUUUGGAGCAGCUUGUUAGCAAAUCCUAGCAUAAAGACUGAAAAUGGCUAGCAAGGCUUUGUCCACACUGGCAGUACAAAAGCAAUCUGAGAUAAUCUUCAUCAGCCUUAAAGGGACCCACUUUCUGCCUCUUUUUCCAAACCAUUAGCUCUCUGGUGAGCUGAUAGUCACUGAAGCCUUCACUGUCCACCCCAAAUACCAACCACUUUGACCAGCGCUGAUACGUUAGCAUUUUAAAUGUACUGUUGUUAAAGGCUUCUUGUUUUGUCAAAUAUCCAACACAGUCUCACGGCAUUUUGUGUUAUAGUCACGAAAUUAAUCUAUUGAUUCGUGUUCACCAACAUGAUUUUCGCAUUUUUUUCGUGUCACACAGAACGAUUUGAAAAGCAAUGUAAAUGAUAACAAAUUUGAAGGAAAAAAAAGAGAUCUGUAAAAAUACAGAUUUCAGUAUUCUGACACAGAACGAUUUUAGAAACAAUGUAUUUCUAUUGGUAGUAUGUUUUGUGCCUGCACCAAAUAAUAACAAAUUAGAAGGAAAUUGUCUUUUUUUAAAUACAGAUUUCAGUAUUCUGAGGCAAAAAAAACUCCGACAUUAUACAAUUUAAAAUAAUAGGGUUGGGCUUAGGGUAAGAUAUUGAGUAAGACAAUUUAGUUUUGUAAAGCCACUUGAAAUGGUGAAUGUCUCAAACAUGGGCAUAUUGAACUCUGUAAAGCUGAAAGGAACACUUUGACGAUUUGGAAAAUAUGCCAUUUGCUAUCUUGUCGAGAGUUAAUGUGAAGAACAAUUCCACACUAAAGUCUGUAGGCCUAUGCUAAAAUGGAAGCUACAACCAUUGCGGCUGGUUAGCCUAGCCUAGCAUAAAGACUGGAAGCAGCUAGCCAGGCUUUCUCAUAGGACAACAACAACAAUUUAAGUUACAAAUUAAAUCUUUUAAAUUAUAAGGAUUAGCUGCUAGGUGUACCAACUGAUAGAGCAAGGCUGACCAUUUUUUUGGGUACCUUUGGUUGGAGCCAGGCAAGCUGUUUCGUUUUUAUCAGUAUGUAUGCUAGGCUAAGCUAACAAGCUGCUGGCUCUAGCUGCACAUACAUGUGCAAGUGUGAGAGUGGUAUACAUUUUUUAAAUAAACCAGAUUCUGUCGGAUUGUUAUGUUGAGUACAUAACAAAAAAACAUUUAUUUAUAAUAGAGACAUCUAUGGCUAUGCUGUAGAACAAUUGUUACAGCAUAGCCAAAUGAAAAACAGCUGAAAACAGUCAUGUUUGCCACCAUUCAGUGUUGUUUCUGGGGCCUCUCCUACCCUAUAGGAUGUCUCUGUUCUGAUAAACUUGUUUCAGAAUCACUUAUUGAUAAGUUAAAGCAUCAAGCCAACACAACGUCCUUAUCAUCUUCACCUUGUCCUGAAUCUUGAGCAUGUUAGAAGAAAUUAAAUCUUUCUCUUGUGCCAAUUAGAAGCCGUGGGUCGAUGUUAAUCCAAAAGUUUAUCUCUGCUCUCCGUGUGCUUGUGUGAGGAAGUCUUUUAUCACAGGCGACACUUGUACUUGCAUGACCUUUGUACAUUGUAUGUUGUCUUUGCUCACCACAUUGUGCUGAUUUUCUCACACACAUGCUUUCACACACACACACACACACACACACACACACACACUCCGCUCCUCCUAUCUGUAGCACGGCAAAACAGUCGGUAUGGCAAACCUACUACGGGGCUUAAUAACUGAGUAUUGACAAAGUGGUGUAUUAUCUUUUUUGUUCAUCUUGUUAUUGACUGGAAAUGAGGCACAGAGUGUUUGUCUUGUCUCAAAGGGAAGCACACUGAUCUCAGUUAAAGGGUUUUUGUGGGCCUCAAAUGUUCUGUAUGCACAUGUGAGGCCCACAGCUGGUAAGAGAACAUGCAUCACUUAAAAACACCAUUAACUGUAAAAUCUAACAUAUCAUUGAAGGGAAUGAGGUUAGCUUUUAUCUUGAUGUCAUGUAAACUGUGCAUGAUUAGGUUUUUGUAUUUCUUUACUUGUUGACGUUUCAGUAUUGACAAUCAUCUCCCGUCGCAGAAAACCUGAACAAUAGUUUUGAUUUUGAUUGCACAACAAAUGGUAAUGGCAACGUAUUAGGACGUACGUUGUACUCUUAUUUUCUGUUAAAAGGAAUAAUUCACACACAAAAUGAUUAUUUGUAUAUCAAUGAAUCCCCCUGUGUUACCUUCUUGAAUAAACCUUUAUGUGUCUUGCAUGCCUCGACACAUUACAAAUAAUCAAAUAGCAAAGAUUCUUCUUGAUUAAUGAAAGUCAAUUGAGGCUGUACGCCAAAACUACAUCAAAUCAUCAAUUUAAUAACUUGUGAGUUGUGUGAGUGUUUGUUAAGAGAUAUUUAGACUCCAUUUACUUCCGUUCAUUAAGACAGUUUUCUCUAUUUAGAUUCUCCAUUCACUGUGGAUGCAGGCAUUACAAAUAGAGUAUUCUUCAACAAUACAAAGUAACACGUGGUGAGUAUUUGUUAUACAAACAAUAUAUAUAUUUUAAGGACAAGGUAUUCCUUUUAAUUGUCAUGUAAGGUGCCAUUUGACCAUGUGUGUCCAGUGUGUUGCUGAACAGUUUUACAGACAGCUGAUAUUAUCAUCUCAUCUGCACCACGUUCACCUUUUAAUGCUGAGUGUGCAAUACAUUAACACUACAUCUGUGCUCAUGUGCAAUGUGUUUAAAUGCAUAAGAAAGCAUAUCAUAUCUUUGAUGGCUCCACUAACGGUGACUGCUGCUUGAAUACUGAAUGUGCUAAACUUUCCUCUGAUACUGAACUUCUAACCACUCGAUAUCUGCCAUGUUAAAAAACUACUGACGCUUUUGUACAAAUAGUCUGAGGUGUAAUCUUUCUCUCUCCUGUUAUUAUGUAUGUGUUGCAUCCCUGAUUGGCGGCUUUCUAAAAGAGGGGAUAUCUCAUCAUUGUAUCCCUUUAUUUUAAACUCUGAAUGUGUUUGCUGGAUUGUGCCAGAAAUCUUCUAAACAAGAAUAAAUUGUUGAAAUGUGUAUAAGAAAUAAAGAAUAUAUUCAUUACAAAA
Trematomus bernacchii (emerald rockcod) is the source of this 4479-nucleotide messenger RNA. RefSeq names its product RAB3D, member RAS oncogene family, b (gene rab3db). The coding region runs from base 248 to 916 and encodes 222 amino acids. The transcript is spliced from 5 exons. Gene Ontology annotation, cellular component: synaptic vesicle; plasma membrane; endosome. Gene Ontology annotation, molecular function: GTPase activity; GTP binding. Gene Ontology annotation, biological process: regulation of exocytosis; protein localization to plasma membrane; protein secretion. The record is from RefSeq and is a predicted model, not a curated record. Lineage: Eukaryota; Metazoa; Chordata; Actinopteri; Perciformes; Nototheniidae.